Rhinichthys klamathensis goyatoka is the source of this 1010-nucleotide messenger RNA. RefSeq lists its product as uncharacterized. The transcript has 5 exons. The record is from RefSeq and is a predicted model, not a curated record. Bases 165 to 1010 code for a protein of 281 amino acids. Gene Ontology annotation, biological process: regulation of attachment of spindle microtubules to kinetochore; cell division. NCBI's taxonomy places the organism in Eukaryota, Metazoa, Chordata, Actinopteri, Cypriniformes, Leuciscidae.
GUGUUUUUACCCAAUGAGGUGUUUGUGCGUUUUAUUUUGAACGUCGUAUUGGCGGUUAAGUCGAUAACAUUGUGGGUUUUUUUAUAGUAACGUUACUCAAGUCAGAAUCAAAAUAAGCAGUAACGUUAAGCGCUUAUGAGACGCAAAGAUAUUAAUCUAAAAACAUGUCAUAUGUCAGUGGCUUGUCAAAUCCCAGAUCAGAUAGAGUCCCAUUCAGAGAUGUACAGAAUGAACUGCUUAAUUUGCAGGACACUCCAGCUCUGAUGCUUAAACCUGUGCCAAUGCAUGAGAGGGACCCUAAAAUGAAGCCUGAAGUUGUCCCUGAUGAAAACCCAAGCUUAACUAUUACAACAGAGGUCCAAAAUGAUGGGCAAGUUGUUGGUGCCACUGAUGAACAUCAAGAUGUCAUAUUAAAAUCCUUUGUGUGUCUUGAAGGAGAAGUGGUAGUUGAGGAUGAACCUGUAAAGUCAGAUGAGUCUGUUCUCAUCAGUCGUCUGGCACUGGAGGAUAAUGACCCACUUGACCCAAAUGAAACUGCCGAAGCCGAGGGCACAGAGGAUAAUCAGACCAGUCCAGAGCAUGUUGAUCAUCCAUACUAUUAUAGGAGCAGGUCGACUGGUUCAGAUUCUUCAUCCAUGCUGUAUCAGGGGGAAGAGGUUUCCACCUGUGAGCUGGGAAAUGUCACAUUCAAAUCCCUCAUGUGCUUAGGUGGAGAGAUUCAGGUUUCAGAUUGCUCACCCAUCUCUAAUGAAUCGAUUCUCACAAAAGAUCUAACAUCAGGAAAUCAGUCACAAUGUAAAAAUACUCAUGUUUCUAAAGUUGCUGAAUCAGUAAACCCUCAACCUUUGGGACAUUCUUACUGUAUUUGGAAGAACCAUGUGUCUUUAUGUGAAGAUAGUAGCACUAUCAGUACAGUCAAUGCUGAUGACACUUCUCAGUCAACUCUCGAAGACAUUGGAGAGAAGGAGAGGUCACAUUUAAAUGCUUGUGUUGUUCUGGGGUUGAAAUAG